Saccostrea cuccullata (small rock oyster) is the source of this 2271-nucleotide messenger RNA. Its product is annotated as glutamate receptor ionotropic, kainate glr-3-like. Gene Ontology annotation, molecular function: ligand-gated monoatomic ion channel activity. Gene Ontology annotation, cellular component: membrane. The record is from RefSeq and is a predicted model, not a curated record. NCBI's taxonomy places the organism in Eukaryota, Metazoa, Mollusca, Bivalvia, Ostreida, Ostreidae. The transcript has 11 exons. The coding region runs from base 68 to 2089 and encodes 673 amino acids.
CGGAAGGAACCAAAGUAUUGUUUUCGCAGAGAUAGGAAAUUUUGUUGAUGUUCAAACAGCAGCUAAAAUGACGUUCGCUAUCUUUGCCGAACUUCAUUGGCAUCUUUCGAUCAUUUUCUUCGACUCUUCAUACGCAUUUCUUUUGGAUGAAUUCACUGCAAACACAAACAAAGAAUCACAUGUGCAGCAGUUAUACAACAUUGAUGACUUCUCUAACGCUGAUGAUCUAAUGGCGCUAUUGAGAAAUCUAUAUUCCGAAUUAGCAGAAAUUCAUAUUAAUUUUACUGUUCUAUGUAACCAUAAAAAUACAAGAAGGCUUCUAGAAAAGGCAAGCGACUUUGACCAGACCAAAGAGAAUUUUCGCCACACUGCUCUGCGAGAUCAUUCUUCCUGGCUGGUGGUGACUAUUUCAAGGAAUCGGAACGAAGACCUAGGCACUAACAACUCGCUGCUCGAUAAUGUACUUUUACUUAAUCUUUGGCAGGAGGAAGAAAUGAUCAAUAUUCAGAACUGCAGCAAGGAUGGGGGCGAAGAGAUGUAUUACAUACAUACACUAAUGUGGAAAUCAGAAGGGCAGUGUUCUCCUCAGUGCAAUCUAUAUAGACAAUUUGAAGUAAUUGGCUGUAUGCAUCCCAAUGGGCAUCUUUAUACAGUUUCUCCGUUCUUUCCUAAUUCUGAUUUUGGAUUUAAUAAACGACAUAUGUUGGUGACAACCAAAUGGUGGCCACCAUUUACGGAGAGAAUACAAGAAAAUGGAAAAACGACUGACUACUUUGGGUUUUGUAUGGACCUUCUCCAAGAAAUGGGAAAAUCUCUCAAUUUUACAUACACAGUGACAGAACCCGUAGAUGAUGAAUUCGGCCGAAUUCUGGACAAUGAGUCAUGGAGCGGCAUGAUUGGUCAGUUGGAGAGACGGGAAGUAGAUUUGAUGGUUGCCACUACCUCAGUCCGCCAAGACAGAGAGGAGGUGAUGGACUUCACAUUGCCUUUUUAUUACGAUACAUCAACAUUACUCAUGAAAAAACCGGACCCUGAUGAGAAAAAAUUGUUGAUCCUUGCAAAGCCUUUACGUUGGGAAGUGAUGCUUUGCACGGGCGUGGUAUUGGUUGUUUGUGGUUUAUUUUUAUGUAUGACUGAGAAUAUUUCUCCCUUCUAUAUUAUACACGGAAAUAAAGGAAAACAGGAUUUUCAGCAUUCAUUUUGGUACAUGUUUGGUGCUUUACUUACACAAGGUGGUGAAAGCGUCCCUAAGUCACCAAGUGGCAGGACACUCAUUAGUGCGUUUUGGUUAUUCUCCAUUGUUUUGGUUGGGACUUAUAGUGGGAAUCUAAUUGCUUUCCUUACCGUGCCCCUUGAUAAACCUCCUUUUAAUUCCCUGGAUGAAAUGAUUGUCCAGUCAGAAUACAAAUGGGGUACCAUAGGAGGAACAUUCUUCGUUACUUGGUUCAAUACAUCAACGGUUGAGACUCUACAAGCUGUAUGGGCAGGGAUUAAAAGAUUCAACGAGACUGAUCCCGAAGUCUUAAGUCCUGAUCCCAAUGUUCAUAUUGCCAAAAUGUACAGAGAAAAAUAUGUGUACUUUGGCGAUAAAGUCUACAUGGAUAUCCGAAAAUCAAACAGAUGUGCGCUAAUGACAGCAGAGGAGGAAAUUCCCAACAACUAUUAUGCAGUAGGACUUCCAAAUAAUUCUCUCUACACCAAAAUAUUUUCGGAUCAAAUCAUAUCACUUCAAGAAGGAGGGAUCAUGCAAACCUUUAAGGUGAAACACUGGCCGAAGUCUAUUUUUUGCUUCGCACCCUCGGGACUUCAGUCUCGUCCAAUAUCGUUGAUAGACCUCCAAGCUGCUUUUUAUCUCACGGGUAUAGGUAUUGCAAUGGGAUUUCUUGUUCUGAAAUUGGAGUUUAUACUUAGCUGGUUUACAAGGAAAUGCUGUCAUCAAAACCAUGAAAAAUGUGUUCACUUGAGAACUAUUCCGACGAAUAAGGACACGUUGGAUACAGUUACAGUAGAACACAUCGUGCCUGACCCAGUGUCAGAAAUGGAGGACGAAAAAGAAAAUAUAACAUUUUGUCAUUUUAUCAAGAUGUGAUAUAUGAAUAACAAAAAAAACAUAUAUGCCUCACCAAAGCCAUUUUCUGGCUUUCAAGCUUCCCACAGAGAAGAUUUUUUAAAAAAGAAUUCAUUAUUGAUACCCAUUGAGUUUGUGUUCUGUUAAACACUAAUGAAAACACAAGACUGGAAUUUGAGUGGGCUAUUAUUGAUGAACAGAUG